Messenger RNA from Rhododendron vialii, 5732 nucleotides. RefSeq lists its product as uncharacterized. Bases 19 to 5499 code for a protein of 1826 amino acids. The transcript has 19 exons. Lineage: Eukaryota; Viridiplantae; Streptophyta; Magnoliopsida; Ericales; Ericaceae. The record is from RefSeq and is a predicted model, not a curated record. Gene Ontology annotation, molecular function: protein serine/threonine kinase activity; ATP binding. Gene Ontology annotation, biological process: protein phosphorylation; recognition of pollen.
UUCACCAAUAAUUUGAGGAUGACAAAUUUUGCUCAUCCUGUUUUCUUGUUGAUCUUUUCGUUUUUGCUAUUUGCCAAUGCCUUAACAGAUACAAUCUUACAAGGGCAGUCACUCACAACCUCAACCAGUAUCACAUCCUCUGGCAAUAAAUUUGAGUUGGGAUUCUUUACUCCUGGGCAAGAGAACUCCACAAAAAACAGUUAUUUGGGUGUUUGGUACAAAAGAGUGCUGAAAAAAACUGUUGUUUGGGUAGCCAACAGGGAUAACCCCUUCACAGAUUCCACCGCGGUUCUUACAAUAGCCGCAGAUGGAAACCUGGUGAUAGGGGUGGGAAGAGUUUCUUACAUGCUGUCUAACAUAUCAUCAAGUGGAAACACUAGUGCUACCCUUUUGGAAUCAGGAAAUCUGGUUUUGAACGACAGGAGAUCUGGUGAUAUACUAUGGCAGAGCUUUGACUACCCUACCGAUACUCUCUUGCCCGGAAUGAAGGUUGGUUGUGACAAGAGAAAUGGAAAAACUUGGUCUCUGUUGGCCUGGAAAAGCAAGGAAGACCCAGGCCCUGGAGUUUUCUCUUUCGAACUUGAUCCUCAAGGGACAAGCCAGUUUUUCAUCCUAAAAGAGUUUCAAACGGCCAAGCAAAAAAAGGGGUUUCAAAAGUAUUGGACUACUGGAACGUGGAACGGACAGGUUUUCACUCUGGUUCCCGAAAUGGCCAUGAACUAUUUUUACAGCAGCAUCUAUGUUUCAAAUGAAAAUGAGAGUUAUUACACUUGCUCUAUGAAAAAUCCUUUGGUGACUUUUAGAUUGGUGAUGGAUAUGUCAGGGCAACUUCAGGUGCUUACAACAAGGGAUGAAGGUGAAUGGGACAUGCUUUGGGCUCAACCGUGGGCGCAGUGUGACGUUUACGCAUACUGUGGAGCUUUUGGUACCUGCAAUCAAAGAGCUACUCUGUUUUGCCAGUGUUUUCCCGGUUUUCAACCCAAUUCUGUAGGAAGUUGGAAGGCUGGCAACAUGUCUGGAGGGUGCGUGAGGAAAGCGCCUUUGCAGUGUGGCAAUGAUAUUGUAGCUAAUGGACAAAAAGACCAGUUCCAGAGGAUAUCUAAAGUAACACUGCCAGACAAUUCAAUAGUACUCUCGCAAGUUAGAAGUGCUGGGGACUGUCAGUCGGCAUGCUUUAGUAACUGCUCAUGCUCCGCUUAUGCUUAUGACAGCAGUAACGGGUGUUCCAUAUGGCGCGAGGAGCUCUUAAAUGUGAAACAACUGAAAGAUGAUGACGCUAAUGGAAGAGAUUUCUUUUUAAAACUUGCUGCUUCUGAGUUUCUUAGUGAGGCCAAGGAUUCAAGAAUCAAGAGGUGGAAAUGGAUUAUUGUAGCCCUUGCACUUUCCAUGGCGCUGCUGGCUGCAGUUAGCUUCUUUUAUUGCUUGUGGAGGCGAAAGUCGCAAAACAAAGGGGAGGAUUUGGUGUUAUUUGAUCUUGGCACAGGCAUUGGAGCUGCCAAUUGUAAACUGAAUGAAGCUGGCAAGAGUCAUACCGGUAAAAAGAAGGAAGAUGAUUUGCCGUUGUUUAGCUUCACUAGUGUAUCUGCUGCCACUGAUAACUUCUCUGAUGCAAAUAAGCUCGGACAGGGUGGUUUUGGACCUGUUUACAAGGGGAAGCUACAGAAGGGGCAUGAGGUGGCCGUGAAAAGGCUUUCAAGAAAGUCUGGACAAGGAUUGGAGGAACUACAAAACGAGGCAAUGCUCACAGCAAAACUUCAACACCAAAACCUUGUCAGAAUAUUGGGCUGCUGCAUUGAGAAAGAUGAAAAGAUUUUGAUCUAUGAAUACAUGCCCAAUAAAAGCUUGGAUUUCUUCCUUUUCGAUCCAAUCAAAUAUGGGAUACUUAACUGGGAGGUACGUGUUAACAUCAUCGAGGGAAUUGCUCAAGGGCUUCUCUAUCUUCAUCUAUAUUCCAGGUUACGAAUUAUCCACAGAGAUUUGAAAGCUAGCAAUAUUCUAUUGGAUAGAGAUAUGAACCCCAAAAUAUCUGAUUUUGGGAUGGCAAGGAUUUUUGGGGGAAAUCGUUCACAAGCAACAGAUCGUAUUGUUGGCACUUACGGCUACAUGUCACCGGAAUACGCCUCGGACGGUCUCUUCUCAAUCAAAUCCGAUGUCUUUAGCUUUGGAGUCUUGUUGCUAGAGAUUUUGAGUGGCAAAAAAAAUACAGGCUUUUAUAAUAGAGACUCCCUUAAUCUUCUUGGAUAUGCAUGGGACUUGUGGAAGAGUGGUAGGGGAGAGGGCAUAAAGGAUCCAGUAUUACAAGACAUAUCUUCUACAAAUAUGCUGCUGAGAUAUGUAAAUAUAGCUCUGCUUUGCGUCCAAGAAAGUGCUGCCGAUAGGCCUACCAUGACGGAUAUCGUUUCGAUGCUUAGCAAUGAACUCGUGCUUCUAGCCUCUCCUAAACAACCUGCUUUUUCAGCUAGUAGAAGUGUGCCAGAUCAAAACUCAAGCAAACGAUUGGAGAUUUAUUCAAUAAACGAUGUGACAGUCUCGAUUUUGGAAUCAUAUUUUGAGGGGGAGGAAUGGAGCAUUAUUGUGGGCCCUUUGACUGCCCUUAUACGGCUGAAGACUAAUAAAGGGCUCCAGUUGAAAGGUCGGCUGAAGACUAAUAAAGGGCCCCAGAUGAAUGAAAUCGGGGUUACAGGAGGGUCUCCCGAGGCAACCGUGUAUGUCCCGGGUUCGUUGUAUCUGGAAGCACCACAAUCAAUAGACAAAUCAAUUCCAGAAUUCAAUGUGCAGAAUUCAUUGUGGGAGUUAUCAGCAAGGAUUCAUGAUCCUGCCACCCAAACUCACCGCACCCCAAAUUUGGGAAUAGAGGAUCUUGAGGGGCCCACAUUGCUCCCUUUUAUCGAGUUGCAUCACCGACAAAGCACCCACCAACUGAGCCAGAAAUUCUCUGUCACCACCUUUCGUCGCAUGUGUGAUCAUUCUCAUGUGGGGUCAUGUUGGAUUCCUUCUGCAAGCCACCAUCCGUCUUCAUCUCUGUUCUCAUCUUGUCAAGUUUAUGACUUUCCCCAAUAUACUAUAUGGGUCUUGUUUCUUGAAUCUGAGUCUCAAAUUCUAGUUGCUAACACCAAUAAUUCAAGGAUGACAAUGAAAAAUCUCGCUCAUCCUAUUUUCUUUUUGAUCUUUUCAUUUCCGCUAUUAGCCAAUGCCUUGACAGAUACAAUCUUACAAGGAGAGAUGGUCACAGCCUCAACUACCAUCACAUCUUCGCGCAAUGAAUUUGAGUUGGGAUUCUUCAGUCCUGGGAAUGAGAACUCCAGAAGAAGCAGUUAUCUGGGUAUUUGGUACAAAAGAGUUUCGAAAAGAACCGUUGUUUGGGUAGCCAACAGGGAUUACCCUCUCGCAGAUUCCUCUGCGGUUCUCACCAUAGCCGCGGAUGGAAACUUGGUGAUACGGGAGGGAAGUUUUUCUGACAUGCUGUCUAACAUAUCAUCAAGUGGAAACACUAGUGCCACCCUUUUGGAUACAGGAAAUCUGGUUUUGAUCGACAGGAGAUCUGGUGAUAUACUAUGGCAGAGCUUUGACUACCCUACAGAUACUCUCUUGCCUGGAAUGAAGGUUGGUUAUGAUAAGAGAAAUGGGAAAACUUGGUCUAUGUUGGCCUGGAAAAGCAAGGAAGACCCAGCCCCUGGAGUUUUCUCUUUCGAACUUGAUCCUGAAGGGACCAGCCAGUUUUUCAUCCUAAAAGAGUUUCAGAAGUCCGAGCAAAGAAAAGGAUUUCAGAAGUAUUGGACUAGUGGGACGUGGAACGGACAAAUUUUCACUCAGAUUCCUGAAAUGGCCGUGAACUAUAUCGGCUACGCCACUUACAUAUCCAAUGACAAUGAGAGUUAUUUCAAUUACUCUCUGAAAAUUCCUUCAGCAACUAUUAGAUUGAUGUUGGAUAUAUCAGGGCAACUUCAGGUGCUUUCAUGGGAUGAAACGAUAGGUGAGUGGAACAAGAUUUGGGCUCAACCGAGGGAGCUGGGUGACGUUAAUGAACGGAAAGACCAGUUCCUUCGGAUAUCUAACGUAAGUUUGCCUGCCAAUUCCAUUGUACUCUCGCAAGCUAGAAGUGUUGGAGACUGUGAAUCGGCUUGCUUUAGUAACUGCUCAUGCUCUGCUUAUACUUAUGACGGCAGUCAUGGGUGUUCCAUAUGGGGCAUCGAGCUCUUGAAUGUACAGCUGAUACACGAUGACCCUGAAGGAAGAGAUUUCUAUCUAAGGCUUGCUGCUUCUGAGUUUCUUAGCGAGUGCAAGGAUUCAAGAACCAAGAGGUGGAAAUGGAUUAUUCUAGCCCUUGCAGUUCCCAUGGCGCUACUGGCUACCAUUAGCUUCUUUUAUUGCUUGUGGAGGAGAAAGUCGCAAAACAAAGGGGAGGAUUCAGGGGAGGAUUUGAUGUUAUUUGAUAUCGGCACAAGCACUGGAGCUGCCGAUUGUAAAUGCAGGAGUCGUACCGGUAAAAAGAAGGAAGUUGAUUUGCCAUUGUUCAGUUUUGCCAGUGUGUCUGCUGCCACUGAUGACUUCUCUGAUGCAAAUAAGCUCGGAGAGGGUGGUUUUGGACCUGUUUACAAGGGGAAGCUGGUAACGGGAUAUGAGGUGGCUGUGAAAAGGCUUUCAAGAAAGUCCGGACAAGGACUGGAAGAAUUACAAAACGAGGCAAUGCUCAUAGCAAAACUCCAACACAACAAUCUUGUGAGACUCUUGGGCUGCUGCAUUGAGAAAGAUGAAAAGAUUUUGAUCUAUGAAAACAUGCCCAAUAAAAGCUUGGAUUUCUUCCUUUUUGAUCCAAUAAAACACGGGAUACUUAGCUGGGAAUUACGUGUUAAAAUUGUCGAAGGAAUUGCUCAAGGGCUUCUCUAUCUUCAUCAGUAUUCCAGGUUACGAAUUAUCCACAGAGAUUUGAAAGCUAGCAAUAUUCUCUUAGAUGAAGAUAUGAACCCCAAAAUAUCUGAUUUUGGGAUGGCAAGAAUUUUUGAGGGAAAUGGAUCACAUGCAACAAAUCGAAUUGUUGGUACUUACGGCUACAUGUCACCAGAAUAUGCCUCGGAAGGUCUAUUCUCAAUCAAAUCGGAUGUCUUUAGCUUUGGAGUUUUGUUGCUAGAGAUUUUGAGUGGCAAAAGAAGUACAGGCUUUUACAAUAGUGACUCCCUUAAUGUUCUUGGAUAUGCAUGGGACUUAUGGAAGAGCGGUAAGGGAGAGGGCAUAAAGGAUCCAAUAUUACCAGAAAUACCUUCUGCAAAUAUGCUGCUGAGAUAUGUCAAUAUAGCACUGCUUUGCGUCCAAGAAAGUGCUGCCGAUAGGCCUACCAUGUUGAAUGUCGUAUCGAUGCUUAACAAUGAACAAGUGCUUCUACCCUCUCCUAAACAACCUGCUUUUUCAGCUACUAGAAGUGCGCCAUAUCGAUAUUCAACCAAUCAAUUACAAAUUUGUUCAAUGAACGAUGUGACAAUCUCAAUUUUGGAAGCUCGAUAACUUAUUGGAAUUAAUUUAGAAUCAGUAAUUGUGUUAGUUACUUUGUUAACACAGAUUCAGGUUAAGUAUGUUCGAUGUUUGUUUGAGAUACAUGCACUAUGUAUCUUGGUGUGUUUGUGGAGGUUCAUGUAUGUAGUUAAUUAGUAGGAGUCUAAAAAAAAUCAAGACCACUGUAUAAAGAUUCAUUGGUCAUUUGUAUGAUAUAACAGAGAUAACCCGACAGUACUUAAGCA